UAUUCCACCUAUCUCUUUUCUAUCCGACUAAUCAAGAUGAAGUACAUUCUUCUCGCUUCUCUCCUCUCUUCCGCUGCUUUCGCAGCUCCUUUGGCUCAGAAGGGACAAGCCACUGCGGGACAGGGAAACCAGCGCGCCCAGGGCGCUCAAGGUAAUGCAAAUGCAGGUGCUGGUACCGCAGCCGCGCAGACGAACGGCGCACAGAAUGCUGCAAAUGCUCAGACCGGAGCUGGAGCCGCAGCCGGUCAAGCUGCAAAUGGACAGACUCAGGGUGCUAUCCCACAAACUGCUGCCCCUGGCUCUGCAGGAACCAACCAGUCUCCUACUCCCGGCUCCGUUACGGGAACACCUACCUCGGGUGAUCUUGCCACCGCCGUCUCCAACUGGAUGGCCGACACCUCUAUGGUCUCCAACUUCCUCAACACUGGUGCUUCCAUCCAGAAUGAUGCUCAGUUCAAGCAGGCCGCACUUGUAGCAUACAACGCCGAGGUCGACGAGCUCAACCACAAGGCCAUCAUCGAUGCUGCCAACGCUGGCCAGCCUAACGUCCAGUCCGCCAACAGCACCCUCGCGACCGGUGGCGCUUUCCAGGACGUCGUCGACAAGCUCCAGAUCAUGUCCCAGCAGGGUCGUGCUGCCAUGAACAACAUCGAUCUCAUCAACCAGAACCGUUGCGUGAACGUUCUGCCCAACAUUGAUGCCUACAUGGCCUCUACUGGAUCCAGCAGCAUGGCUGUUCGUCCAACCGCCUGUGACCAGACUGGUGUUGCUGGUGGUGUCCAGGGAGGAGGUCCAACUCUGCCUGGCGAUGCUCCCGGAUCUCCUGCUGCUGCUUUCGCCGCUGCACAGUCCCUUGCAUCUGGUACCGGUAAUGGUGCUGUCCAGAACGCUGCUUUCCCUGUCCAGGGAGCCCCCGCCGGCGCUGCUGGUGCCCAAACUCCCGCUCAAGGACAGGCAGGUGCUGCUCAAGGACAGACCGCCCAGGGACAGGCUGGCGCUGCUCAGGGACAGGCCGCUCAGGGACAGGCCGCUCAAGGACAGGCUGGUGCUGGUCAGCGCGCGGGUGCCGCAGGUGCUCAGACUGGUGCUACUCCGGGUGCUGGUGCUCAGGGACAAGCUGGUGCUGGUCAGCGCGCGGGUGCCGCAGGUGCUGCGAAGGGUGCCGCUGGUGCCGCUGGUGCCGCUGGCAAGAACAAGAACAAGAACAACUAAUCGCGAGAGAGAAGUGGAGGAUAUCGUACACAUGGAUGAUGGAAAGAAAGUUGGAAAAGUUGGAAUUCUGGACCGCUCAACGCUACUUACGAACUUUGUGACUAGAUGAUCACUAAUUCCUCUCUU
Molecule: messenger RNA, 1338 nt
Organism: Periconia digitata
Lineage: Eukaryota; Fungi; Ascomycota; Dothideomycetes; Pleosporales; Periconiaceae
Source: the annotation of a GenBank genome assembly